Molecule: messenger RNA, 2259 nt
Organism: Paramecium sonneborni
Lineage: Eukaryota; Ciliophora; Oligohymenophorea; Peniculida; Parameciidae
Source: the annotation of a GenBank genome assembly
AUGUGUGGGAACAACUUAUGGAAGAAAGAAAUGAAAUAUUCCUUAAACUAUUUUAUCUCUUUCUUUUUUCUUGGAUUGGAAAUUGGACUUCAAAAUAAUCUAAAUAUAAUCCAAAUUCUUUCCAUAAUCAUCAUCGUUAUUUCAAUUGCGUUUAGAGUCCUUUAUUCCUUAUAGAAAAUCUCUUGGAAAAUAGGUAUACAAAUCUUAAUAUUCAGAUAUCUCCCCUAUAUUCUUUUGGUUAUUGACUCUUGCAAGAAUCAACAGUGCAAAUAAUUUAAAAUAAGAAUCUCAUAGUUUUCUUUUUUAUGCUCUUGGCUUUAUGAAUGGUUAGUAUAAUAACACUUUUAGUAUUUAGAAUGAGAAUCCAAUAAUUUUUAAAGGUAAAAUUUGUGUUCAAAUUUUAAUUUUUAUUACUUGUUUAUCAAUUACUAAUGAUAUUUAGCUUGGGAUCAUGUUUAUACUAAUUAUUUUAUGUAUCUUGAUUGGAUUGAAUGAAAUAUUUUAUAGAUAAAUGUUGAGUGAAGCAGAGAUUUAGGGCAAAGAAAAUAAAUAAAACAAGCUCUUUAAUGAACUAUCAUUUCAAUAAAUUUUAAAAUCUUAAACUAAACCUUCAAAUGAUGAACAACUCUUUAUAAAACAUUCAAGAGGUUGUCCUCUUGAAUCUAUUGCUGAAGAUGAAGAAAUACCUGAAUGUAAAUAAAAAUAAUAGAAUGCUUCAAACUCUACCAAAUCAUCUCUUUGGGGUAAUUUUGUAUUCUAAUGCGAUGAUUACAUAAUUAAAUUUUCAUUUAAUGCUUAUUAAAAUAAUUCACUCAUAUAGAAUUCUGUUAGCAAUUAUUCAUUUAGUAAGUUUCUUUAAGAUCAUAAUAUAACUUUCGUAGAUUUUCUAUCUGAAAUGAAAGUAUUCAAUGACAUUCAUUUGACUUAGUUUGAUAUUCAAAGUCAAGAAUUCAAAAAAUAAUAAAGCCUUUAUGAUUGGUUAUAAUAUCAUUUAGAAUAGUACAAAAUGAUUGAAUAACUUCAAACCAAAAAAUCUUUAAAAUAAUUAGAUGGAGCAGAUCCCUUAUAACUAAGUAAUCUCUCCAAUUAAAAAUCUAUGUUAAUGGAUAUUAUUAUGGAGAAAUCCAUUAUGGGAUUAUCAUCUAUUCCUUAUUAAUAGAGUUCAUCAGAAGCAUUAAAUCUAAAGAAUGGUAAAAUGAGUCUCUUUGGAAGAAUAAAAACUCAUAAAAUUAUUUAUGACUUGUAAAUUAAAUUUUACAUUUUUGAAGAAGUAUGAAAAUUUUGUAAUUAGGAAUCUGAUGGUUUAGCUAUUGUAUUUUUAAUGAGAGAUAUAGAUAAAUUGGUUUAAUCAAUAAAGUAGAAUAUUAAAAAUGUUGAAUUAUUGGAUAUUGCUACCAAAUUUAUUUAAAAUUAAGCUUAUAAAACAACUGAAAUUCAUAAAUGGAUUCGUGAAAUUAAGAAUCCUUCUAGUUUAAUUGAAACAGAUUAUUUUAGUCGAAUGGGUACAUCAGCUCGGAAAAGAACUUACUCAUUAAGCUCCAAUAAAAAUAGUGUUGAGUUAGGAUAAUCUGAAAUAUCUGAAAAGGUUCAACUGCGCAAAAUUAAUCAAUUAUAAUAGUUCUUAUCAAAAUUAUAAUUUGAUUUCCUUUAGGUUGAAUAAGAUAAUUUCAAUUUUUUUGAAGUAUUUUCUUAAAAAGAAAAAAUUUGGUUUGAUAGGAAAAAGAUUGAUAUUUCUUAAACAAUAAAUUUACUCUUUGAUCAAUUUUAGCAUAAUUAAACUGUGAUAAAAUAUGGAGUGAAAUUAAUGCUAAUUGAAACUAAUCUUCAUGAUAAAAACAUAAUUACAGAUGCAAGGUUUAAUAUAAUAUUAUUUUUUUUAGAAGAUUUAAAUAAUUAUUAAUUAAUUUGAUUAACAAUUCAAUACAGGCUUAUUAAUUCGAAUCGUUUAUGCAAUAACCAAAUGAAGUGGAAAUUACUGUGUGGAACUAUUAUGAAGAAAUCCAUUUCACAAUUACAGAUUAUGGUUGUGGGCUUACUUAAUUAUAGCUUAAUCAAUCAAGAUUAUCAGAAUGUAAGUUAGGUUUGGCGGCAGCAUAACGAUUGUUGUAUUAAUUGACAGCUGGAAAAAAGUAAUUAACAAUUUAAUGUCUAAAUUAAAAAACAACAGUUUCAUUUUAAUUACCUAGAAUUCUUAUGGAUGAUAAAAUCUUAACAACUUAUGCAUGCGAUUAUGAAUAUAUUAAGUUUAUUAAUUCUUGA